ACAAGUUAUACUGGUGAAGACUGUUCAGUUAAAUUACAUUGUGAUGAGAGUCUUUGUAGUUACCAUGGUUAUUGUUUCCAAAGCAAGAAUGGAAUAACAUGUAGUUGUCAUGAAGGUUUCACAGGGGAAAUAUGUGAAGAGAAAAUUGUUCGUCAUUGUGACAGUAGCCCUUGCAAUGAAAACAACUCUCUAGAAUGUAUAGAUGAUGCUUAUGGCUUUAAAUGUAUAUGUGAUACAGGUUGGCAAGGAAAGCUAUGUGUUGAGGAGAUAAACCAUUGUGAUUCAGAACCAUGUGAGAAUGGGGCUACCUGUAGUAACCAUGGAGACAGCUUCAUAUGUCAUUGUGCUGCAGGAUUUGCUGGUGAAACUUGUCAGACAAACUUGGAUGAAUGUAUCAACAGUCCAUGUGUAAAUGGUGGUGUAUGUGAGGAUGGGGUCAAUGAGUACAAAUGUAUGUGUCGGAUAGGUUGGUCAGGUGACAGAUGUACCGAGGAACAUGAUGCCUGUAUAUCUUCACCAUGUGUACAUGGAACAUGUCGUGAUAAAAUGCAGGGUUAUGUUUGUUUAUGUGAGAAUGAAUGGACUGGGGUACAGUGUGAUACACCUAUAAACCCAUGUUUGUCAUUACCAUGCCAGAACAAUGGUACCUGUUCAUCACAUAAUGAAUUUGCAUUUUGUGCCUGCACACCAGAAUACACUGGUAAAAACUGUGAAUCAGAGGUCAGCCCAUGUGCUUCAGGUCCUUGCUUGAAUGGUGGAAUUUGUACAGUUUCUAGUCAGACAUUUGAGUGUCAUUGUUUAUCUGGUUACUAUGGUGACAGAUGUGAUAAAAGUGUGGCACAGUGUAAUUACACUGUGUGUAAGAAUGGUGGGAAAUGUAUAGAAGAAGAUUCAAAUGUCCGGUGUCAGUGCUUACCAGGAUUUUAUGGAUCAAGAUGUCAGGAAGAAAACUCACCAGACUUUGAGAUGACAUUAACAUUAGAUAAACCAGUAUCUUGCAGCACAGAUAUGGUAACAAAAGCAGUAUCAGCUAUUACUAUAUGUUGCUGGUUUAAAAUUGUUGAAGGUGGUGACAUGCCCGGUGGUAAGGAUAUAUUACAGAUGCUAGAUGAUAGUGAACAGUCAUUAUUGACAAUCAAGAAAGAUAGGCUGGUAGUUUCCUUCUGGCCAACAGAGGGAGCCACGAGACAUGUUGUCAGUCUUGAUAUCACUGACCAGUCAUGGCAUCAGGUUUGUUUUACAUGGUCAGCUGAUGGUGAAUGGGCAGUCUAUGUUGAUGCUGUAUUGAAGCAUACCAGCAACGGAUAUGGCUCGGGAAAUGAAUUAAACAGAUUUAGGAUGAUAGCAGGUAACAUAGAUGGGUCUAUUGGAGGAGCUGUCACUGGAAUUAAUGUUUAUAGUAACGUAGAUAAAUGCACUAGUAAUGAGGGUGAUGUUGUCAGCUGGGUCGAGUUCGAGUCUUGUGCCAGGCAGUAUGAUAUGGCUGUUUCACCAAGUUCCUGUCCAGAGAGUCAAUGUUCGGGAUUACUAACUACAGAUUGUAAUGUGUCAGAUAAGAUUCCACCUGAAAUUGUUUUCUGUCCUAAAGAUGUUGUAGAGGUCAUGUUAAAUGAUGACCUUUCCACAGAGAUCAGUUGGCCUUCACCCCUGUUUAAAGAUGAUGUUGGGGUUGUAGAUAUAAAGCAGUCCCAUCAACCAGGACAAAUAUUCACUUUUGGAGAAUAUCCAGUUACUUACACAGCAUUUGAUGCCCAGCUUAAUUCUGUAUCUUGCACUUUUACUGUCAUUGUUACACCCAAAACAUGUGUAGAACCUGAUGCCCCUCUCCAUGGUGAUGUGUCAUGUGAUCAACAAGUGGAUUAUGGGAUGGAAUGUACUGUGGUGUGUUUAGAUGGCUACAUGUUUGUAGAAGAGGUUGCAAGACUGUAUGCAUGUAGAUAUGGUUUGUGGGAUCCACCUAGAGGAAAAUAUUUCACAUUUCCACCUUGUGCUAGAUUUGAACCACCUUUGAUGGAGUUUGAUGGAUUUUUACAACUUUUGGGACCAGUAUGCUCUGAUUCAGCUAAACUGGAUCUUAUUGACUUACUUAGUGAAGAGUUUUCCCAGACUGGUUUAUGUCCUAGUGUAGACUGUGACACAGCCAGCAUUAAUGUAGACUGUAUCCUCAGUAAUGUCAUCAAAAGAUCAGUGGAACCAGUUCAUUUUAAUGUGACAUUCAGUAUUAGAAACAAUGAGUUGACAUCUGAGAAUUCAUCCUCUGUUAUUGGUCAGUUUGAAAACUCAUUGAAAUCGGGUAUUGGUGAAUUUGAAACAGUUGAUAUUUCUGUAACAACAGAACAGUCGUGUGACACGGGGCAGGUCCUCAGUCAAGGAAAUUGUGUAAAUUGUGGUCAAGGGUACUUUCACAAUGCCACAGCUGGACUGUGUCAACAAUGCAGGGUAGGAAAUUACAAUGAUUUGGAGAAGCAGACUACAUGCAAGUCAUGUGAUCAAGGAAAGACAACUCUCACAGCUGGAUCUGUUUCUGAAAAUCAAUGUUACUAUAUUUGUGAGAGAGGAUAUUACCUUCUUAAUGAAGAUUGUGAGCCUUGUGAAGUAGGAUUUUACCAGGAUAUGAGUGGAUCUACUUCCUGUAAACCCUGUCCCCUAGGUCAUACAACACAAUAUGAUGCUUCUAAGUCAUUAAAUGAUUGUAAUUUUAUGUGCAAUAUUUUGGGUAUGGAGAUGUCAGUUGAUGGGAGUUGUGUCCCUUGUCCUGUGGGCAUGUACAAAGAGGAGAGGUCAGAGGUCACAUGUCAGUCUUGUCCCUAUGGUUACACAACUAUGUACACUGGUUCCAAAAAUAUACAAGACUGUUCAUUUGUAAAAUGUAAAUCAGGGGAGAGAAGAACUGUCAACAACACUUGUGAGUUGUGUCCCUUAGGAACAUAUCAGGAAAAUGAUGAUAAAGAUUGUUGCACUAGGUGUAACUUUGGCCAAACAACUCUCAGACAAGGAUCAGUAUCUAGUUUAGAAUGUGUCACCAUGGAAACAGACAAGGAUCCAUGUGACCUUGACCUACAUGGUUGUGGUGAGGUCACAGGAGUAUGUACAGGAGUUGAUACUUCAUACAAUUGCCAAUGCUGUGAAGGGUCUACUUACCAAAAUGGAGUUUGUGUUGAUAACUGUGCCGGUAAAUGUGAGAAUGGUGAUUGUAGUAAAGAUACAGAAGGAAACCCUAAAUGUCUUUGUCAUGACGGUUACCAUGGUUUAAAGUGUGAACUAGAAAUUGAUACAGGUAUUGGUACAGGUGCUAUAGCAGGUAUAGGUGUUACAUCUGUGGCAGCUCUUCUUGUUAUACUGGCCUGUAUAUUCUUAUGUUUUAGAAGGCAGCUGAAUAAGAACGGUGAGAGUUAUUUCCCUGUACAUCGUAGUGAUAUACGAUCAAGUUUUCGAGCUAUUGCUUUAGCCAUGAAUCCAAUGAGAUUUGAGGGAAGGAGUACUACAAGGACACAUUCUUCUACUCUAGCUAGUACACAGAUCCCGAGACCUCAGUGGAGAGAGAUUGAGAAUGCAAGCAAUAGUAGUGGACAAACAAGUGAUAGCUAUUUCUGAUAUAUCUUAACUUGUGACAGCUAUUUCUGAUGUGCCUAAACUAAUGAGAGCUUUUUACAGUGACAGCUAUUUCUGAUAUAUCUAAACUAUUGACAGCUAUUUGUGAUGCAUGUUAAGUAGUGACAGCUAUUUCUGAUAUAUCUUAAGUAGUGACAGCUAUUUCUGAUAUAUUUAUUCUUGUGACAGCUAUUUCUGAUGUGUCUAAACUAGUGAGAGCUUUUUCUUAUAUAUUUAAAACAGUGAAAGCUAUUGCUGAUAUAUCUAAAUUAUUGACAGCUAUUUCUGACAUAGUAAAAGCUCUUUCUUAUAUGCUUGAAACUUAUAUAAGUUAUUUCUGAUGUAUCUUAGCUGGAGACAAGUAUUUCUUACACAUACACCGGUCGUACAUAAGUGACUGCUACUUCUGAUAUCUAGACUAGAAUAUUUUGAACAGUAAUAGCUAUUUCUGAUACAUAAUUGUGUGAAUGUUAUUUCUCAUAUUUGACUUUUUUUACUGUAUUGUAAACAUAAAUUUGCUAGUGGCAGCUAUUUAAGAUAAGAAAGUCUUUAUAGACAAUCAGACAAUUCAUAUAAGGAUGAAGAAGUAAUAUUUAGUUAUUUUAGAAAUUAGCUUGUUUAUAUUGAUAACAUUUUUUCUGUGCUGGUUAGAAAGUCUGAGAUAUAUGUUGUAUGCAAAAUUAUCAUGGAGGACAAAAUGAUUCAGCCAUAUUUAUCACUAUAUUUGUAAAAUGUCAUUUAACUUCAGUGAUGUUCUUCUGUACACAGGGAAUCAAUGUGUAAGAUACAUAUGACUUGGAAUUUGCAUGUUAUACCUCAUUUAUCUAUGAUAAAUCUCCGAUCGGCAGUUGUCCGAGAUUUCACCCUGUCCUUGAUUUGACACCAUACUUUGUUCAUUGUCUCACAGUCAUGGUAUAGUAAAUUUGAUGUAGUGUCAAUGUAGAGGUUUGAACAAGUAGAAAUAAAGUGUUUAAAACUUAUAUAGAUACACUGAAGGAAGUGCUAGCAUGAAGACUAUUUACCCGUGGAUAUGCCAUUUCAUUCAUGUUUCAUUACAUGUGACUGCUAAUGUAAUUCGGGCAAUAUGUUUUGAAUGUAUAUACUUUGGGAUUUUUUUCAUCAAUGAUGUAUUGUAUAUGAUAUCAAACUUUUUUGUAGGUUAUUUUGUUCAGGUGUUACAAUAGAUAGUCAUUCAUUUUUCAUAUUAUGUUUAUAAACAUAUCACAUGUCAUGAUAUAGUCUUUCGUUUGAUACAUCACCAGUUUCUUGUACAUAUGUUAAUAUGUUAUACCUAAUUUGUAAAGUGGGAUUUUCAGAUGCAUGUGUAUUUUGUAUAUUUCUGUUGUGGCUGGCUUUUGCUGCCAAUAUGGAGCCAGGCUAGCUUGUAUUUCAAUGCAGUUUGACCAGACUCUAUACUGUUGGUAGCUUAAUUUUUGUAUUUUGUAAAAUAUUAAAUAAACUGUUCCGAAUCCUUAAAAUUAAAUGGACAGUUCCAAAUUGAAAGGGAAAGCAGGGGAAACCUAUAUAACACAAAUUCAACAGGUUUAAAGUUAAGUCAUGGAAUUGUAAGUUUAUUUUAUUGUGUUAACAACUACUGGUAUUACUUUUCUCUUGUUUAAAACACAGAAAUAAUGACAACAGUGAAAUAAUCAAGGAGCAGUAAUGUGCUUCUGUACUCAUGGGAAGCAAAUGAUGUCAGUAAAUCAAUGUUUAAACUUUUAAAUUAUCAGCUGAGAGAAUGUAAAUGUCUCUCCUUUGGCUUGCUAGAAUACAGAAACAUUUGAGUAUUUGUGUUUCAUGUGGGAAAUAGUUUUUCCAGGGCUUUUUUUGUACAUUGUUUUGUGACAAUCAGUGUUUAUAUGUUAACCAUUUUGAUAUUAUUUUCAUUGUACAUAUAGAUAUAUGUAUUUGUAAUAAUGUAAAUAGACGCUGGUUCAACCAGCAAACUGUGCAGGGGUUUUGUGGAUUGAUUUGUCCCGAUAUUGAUAUUUUGAAAUUUUCUUUAACUUUGUUUUAUGUUUCAAUAAGUUUAUUUAUGCUUUAAUCACCAAUAGUGAUUCAUACCUUUAAAAAAAGUAAGUUUGAACAUUAUUGUAAGCAGGUAUUUUAAUAUUUUUAUUACUUUUUUUGUUAAGUUAAGGAUGAAGAAAUAUCUCUACAAUUCUGCCAUAGAUUUAUUUUAGUUGUUAAAGAAAAAAAACCUUUUACUUGUUCAGUUCAAAAUCAUUAAUAUGUACAAGUUAAAAGAUUUGUCUUUUUGUUCUUGGUUUUCCAUUGCUCUUGUUUAUAGUUAUUGUUUGUAAAUUAUGUUAAUAGAUAUUAUGUGUAUAUAGUUUAAGGAAAAAAUGUGAUUUCAUAGAUUAUGGUGCCAUAUAUAGUCAUCUUUGUAAAUUGUUUAGAAGUGUUUUUAAUCAGUUUUUAAUGCAGACAUCUCUUUACUACUUCAUAUACCAGAUUUUUCUCUGCCUAAGGCUUGUUGUUUUGUUGUUGUUUUUUUUUUAAAAAAAAGAAAAGUUAAGAGUUCAGAAUCAGUGAGCGAUUAAGCUUAUGUGAAAUAUUGGGUGAUAUAUUGUAUUACUUUGAAAACAAGACUUUUCUAAUACCAUCAAAAUUUGAUAAAUAUUCUAUAGACAGUCUAGGUAAAUUAUACUUAUCUGAAGAUUUUGGCAUUUUAAUAUGUCUUUUGGACAAAUUUGUUUUAUUACCUACAUUUCAAAACCACCAAUUCAGUUUUUGUCUCGCCAAAUAUGCAAAUUUUACAUGCAGACGGAUUAAAAGCUCUAGAAACAAUUUACAAAGUAUGAUAUAAAUUUGGAAAAUACCACGCCAGUGGCAGAGGUAGUGUUUCCAGAGAGUUGUGUGCAAUUAUUUGUCAUGUUAUUUAUGUUACAGACAUUCCAAAAUUGUUGUUCUUGUUUUUGAUAUAUUUAGUAAAUAAAGAUGUGGAAUGAU
This is a messenger RNA of Ruditapes philippinarum (Manila clam), 6543 nucleotides long. RefSeq names its product sushi, von Willebrand factor type A, EGF and pentraxin domain-containing protein 1-like. Gene Ontology annotation, molecular function: calcium ion binding. The record is from RefSeq and is a predicted model, not a curated record. Lineage: Eukaryota; Metazoa; Mollusca; Bivalvia; Venerida; Veneridae. The transcript has 22 exons. Gene Ontology annotation, biological process: establishment or maintenance of epithelial cell apical/basal polarity; heterophilic cell-cell adhesion. Gene Ontology annotation, cellular component: protein-containing complex; plasma membrane. The annotation marks the transcript as partial.